AAUUUCCAGAAACCCAGGAAUUUUUCAAUGCGGCUCUGGCUAGGUCUCCUAGCUGUGAGCAACAUUGCUCUUGGUGGUUGGAAUACUUCAGAAGAUGCAUCAAUAUGGGAAAAUUAUGUGGAAGAUUCUAAUUAUCACGAGUUUAUUAGCUCGGAAAGCGAACGAGGACUCUUCCCGAACAUUUUCAAUUUGGCUACCAACUCCUUAAUCACUGCGACAGAUACCUGUGGUCAAUACACUGCUGAAGAAUAUUGUAAACUAGUAGAACAUGUCCUUCUACGAAAAACAACAAAUACUCAAUCACCUCAAUGUGAUAUUUGUGAUGCAAAUAAUGUUCAUAAGCGACAUCCAAUUGAGUAUGCAAUUGAUGGAACACGUAGAUGGUGGCAGUCACCAUCACUGGCAAAUGGAUUGAGAUUCGAAAAAGUAAAUAUUACAAUUGAUUUGAGACAAGAAUAUCAAGUUGCAUAUAUUAUUCUUAAAAUGGGAAACUCUCCACGCCCUGGAACAUGGGUUUUAGAGAAAUCAUUGGAUGGAGAAUAUUAUGAGCCAUGGCAAUAUUAUGCAAUGCAAGAUGCUGAAUGUAUGAGACAAUUUGGAAUUCCUGCAACAACGGGAGUACCUAGAUUUCAAAAAGAAGACGAAGUACAUUGUACAUCUGAAUAUUCAAAGAUCACACCACUUGAGAAUGGAGAAAUUCAUACAUCUUUGGUAAAUGGAAGACCUGGAGCUGAGAAUACAAGCCUUGAACUACAAAAGUUUACGAGAGCUCGAUUUGUGAGGCUACGACUUAUCUCGCCAAGAACUUUGAAUGCUGAUCUAAUGAUUAUCAAUAAAAAGUCGGAUUCAUUGGAUAAAUCUGUAACUAUGAGAUAUUUCUAUUCAAUUUCGGAUAUUUCAAUCGGAGGUCAAUGUAUUUGUUAUGGUCACGCUGAGAGUUGUCCAAGUGAUCCUGUUACCGGGCAAUUCAAAUGCGAAUGUCGUCACAACACUUGCGGAGAGUCAUGUAAUCGUUGUUGUCCACUUUUCAAUCAACUUCCAUGGAAACCUGGUACCAAUUCUCAUCCGAAUGUAUGUCAACAGUGUCAAUGUUUCAAUCAUGCUCAUUCAUGUGUUUAUGACGAUGAAUUGGAUCGGAACAAGUGGUCAAUAACUCCAGAAGGAGUCUAUGAAGGUGGAGGUAGAUGUCUGGAAUGUGCACAUAAUACUGAAGGAUUCAAUUGUGAACGGUGUAAAGAUGGAUACUACAGACCUUCUGGAUUAUCACAUUACAGAGAAGACGCAUGCCGUACCUGUGAAUGUGACCCUGUUGGAAGUGUCUCUGAUGCUUGUGUCCGUGAUGAUCAAAGCGCUGAAAAUGGUCAAAAGCCAGGUGAUUGCAUCUGCAAACCAGGAUUUGGAGGUCGUAGAUGCGAGAGAUGUGCUCCAGGAUACCGUAAUCAUCCAACGUGUGAACCGUGUCCUUGCAAUCGUGCUGGAAGUGUCAACUUUGAUACAUGUGAUGGAGCAAGCUGUCAGUGUAAGGCCAACGUUGAAGGAAUCUAUUGUGAUAGAUGUAAAGCUGGAACAAUUCAUUUAUCGGCUUCCAAUCCUUUGGGUUGUCAACCAUGCUUCUGUUUUGGUCACUCGAGUACUUGUACCCAAGGAAAAUGGAAUAAAGCUCAGAUAAUCAAUAAUAUUGGUUGGCAUUUGACUGACUUGACUGGAGGCAAAGAUGUGAAGCCUGAAGUGGAAAAUGGAGAAGUUCUGAUGUUCAAUGCAAAUCAAAAUCAAGAUCGAAGCUUAUACUACUGGAAGGCUCCUGAUAGUUUCAAGGGGAAUAUGUUAAAUAGUUAUGGAGGAUAUCUUCAUUAUGAUGUCUAUUAUGUUCCUACUGAACAAGGUGCAACAGUUUUUGUAGCAGAUGUUGCAAUUGAAGGAAAUGGAAUCAAGAUUGAAUAUCACUCAAGAAUCGAAUUCCUUCCACGAGAGAAAAUGACAGUUGCAAUUCCAAUGAGUGAACUGAGUGGAUGGUACAAUGCUGAAGCAAGAAGUCCAGUUGAUAAAGCUGAUAUGAUGAGAGCUCUCGCAAAUGUUGACAGAUUCACAGUUCGUGCAACAUACCAUCAACCUCAGUUACAAUCCAGCAUUUUUGGAUUAUCACUGGACACUGCUGUUCCUGCUCCAGAUGAGAUUGUUGAGGAGGACACAUCACUCAAAGCACUCGCCUAUCAUACUCAAGAUACUUUGAUGGGUGGAGUAGAAGUAUGUGAGUGCCCUGAAAACUUUGCUGGAAAUAGUUGUGAAUCUUGUGUGCCUGGAUAUCGAAGAGUCAACAAUCAGCUGUAUGGUGGAAGAUGUGAGAAGUGUGAUUGUCAUGGAAACUCUGAAGAAUGUGAUCCAUUCACUGGAGAAUGUCUCAAUUGUAGACAUAAUACCACUGGAAGUCGAUGUGAACUCUGUAAACCAGGACACGUCGGAAAUCCAUCUCGUGGAGGAGAACUCGGAGCCUGCGAGCAAUGUGAAUGUCCAAGUCUCGACUUGAAUCCAAAUCCUGAAUGUAUUUCAACUGAACUAGCAGUGUUAGGAUCAGUUGCAUCGAAUGAAGACAACUAUGUUUGUAUAAACUGUCCACUUGGUUACGAAGGAAAUAAAUGUGAAUACUGUUCCGAUGGAUUCUUCGAAGAUCCAUUGACCGGAAAAUGCAUCGAAUGUACCUGUAACGGGAAUAUCGAUCCAAUGGGAAUCGGAAAUUGUGAUUCUGAAACCGGAAAAUGCCUGAAAUGUAUUGGUCAUACAACAGGAGAUUCCUGCGAGAGCUGCAAGGAGCAUCACUGGGGAAAUGCUCAACUUCACACUUGCAAACCAUGCGGAUGUCAUACCCAGGGAGCUGUGAAUCCACAAUGUAGUGAGGAAAAUGGAGAAUGUGAGUGCAAGGAGAACUAUAUUGGAGCACAAUGUGAUCGAUGCAAAGAGAAUCAUGGAGAUGUGGAGAAUGGAUGUCCAGCUUGUGAUUGUAAUGAUACAGGAAGUAUUGGAAGUGAUUGUGAUCAAGUCAGUGGACAGUGUAACUGUAAGCAAGGAGUUUUUGGAAAACAAUGUGAUCAGUGUAGACCUUCGUAUUUCAAUUUCACUGAUGCAGGAUGUCAGUUUUGUCAUUGUAAUAUUUACGGAUCGAUUGAAGAUGGAAAAUGUGAUCAGACAACUGGAAAAUGUGAAUGUAGAGAGAAUGUUGAAGGAACAAUGUGCGAAAAGUGUGCGGAUGGAUACUUCAAUAUUACCAGCGGAGAUGGAUGUGAAGAUUGCGGAUGUGAUCCAACUGGAUCCGAGGAUGUCUCUUGUAACCUUGUCACAGGACAGUGUGUCUGCAAACCAGGAGUCACCGGGCUCAAAUGUGAUUCUUGCCUUCCGAACUUCUACGGACUAACAUCAGAAGGAUGUACUGAAUGUGAACCGUGUCCUGCUCCAGGACAAGUCUGUGAUCCAAUCGACGGAAGCUGUGUAUGCCCUCCAAACACUGUUGGAGAAAUGUGUGAGAAUUGUACAACGAAUGCAUGGGAUUAUCAUCCAUUGAAUGGAUGUAAACUUUGUGAUUGUUCGGACAUUGGAAGCGACGGUGGAAUGUGCAACACGUUUACAGGACAAUGUAAGUGUAAGGCAGCAUAUGUUGGACUGAAGUGUGACUUGUGUACUCAUGGAUUCUUCAACUUCCCAACUUGUGAACCAUGCGGAUGUAAUGCUGCAGGAACUGAUCCAUUGCAAUGUAAAGAUGGACAAUGCUUGUGUAACGAGAUUGGUGAAUGUCCUUGCAAAAAAAACGUGCAUGGAACGAAAUGCGACCAAUGUGGAGAAGGAACAUUCAGUUUGGAUUCAUCAAAUCUCAAAGGAUGUACUGAAUGCUUCUGCUUCAAUCGAACCUCAAAUUGUGAACAAUCUGAUCUUGUAUGGCAACAAAUGUACGCAGAAGAUCGUCGAGCUGUAUUCCAAGAACCUUGGGAAUUUUAUACAAAGAAGCACAACAUUAAUCUAUUGAGAGAGAAGCCAUCACAUUUCAACAGUUAUCCAACAGAUGCUACACCACUUUAUUGGCCUCUACCAUCCACUAUGCUUGGUGACAGAACCGCUAGUUACAAUGGAUUUUUGAGAUUCAAAAUUUGGAAUGAGGAUAACAGAAGAGGAUUACAUGGAAUUCGACCGGAUCAACAGUAUUUCAGACAUUUCCCACAAGUCAUUAUUUUCGGAAAUAAUCGAAUCGAAUUGGAACAUAUUCCGAUGGAAAUUAAUGAUGACGGAAUUUAUAAGAUCCGACUCCACGAGUCUGAAUGGCGAGUUCGUCACUCUCCAGAGCUCACACUUACCCGAAAGCAAAUGAUGGUUGCUCUACAAGACACCCAAGGAAUAUAUAUCCGUGGAACCUACACAUAUCCAGCAAGAGGUGAUGCUAUCAAUAUUCAAGAGGUUUCCCUUGACGUAGCUGUUCCUGAAUCAAAGAUUGUUGCUGGUCUGUCUACUACAAAAGCGAUCGGAGUUGAGAAAUGUCUGGGAUGUCCACAAGGAUAUACUGGAUUAUCGUGUCAAAAUCCAGAAGUUGGAUAUUAUCGAAAGAAGCAUCGAGAGUACUUGAAUCAAGCUGAUGAUAUUGCAUUGAUCGGCUGGAGUGAACCAUGUUCUUGUCAUGGACAUUCACAGACUUGUAACCCUGAUACAAGUGUCUGUACUGAUUGUGAACACAAUACUUUCGGUGAUUUCUGUGAGCACUGUCUACCUGGAUACAUUGGAGAUGCUCGGGAAGGUGGAGCAAAUGCGUGUACAAAGUGUGCAUGCCCACUUGUUGAAAAUUCAUUCAGUGAUUCUUGUGUAGCUGUUGAUCAUGGUAGAGGAUAUGUCUGUAAUUCUUGUAAACCAGGAUACACUGGACAGUACUGUGAGACAUGUGUAGCUGGAUAUUAUGGAGAUCCGCAGCACAUUGGGGGAACAUGUAGUCCGUGUGAUUGCCAUCCAGAUGGAUCACUUCACGGAGCAUGUAAUCCACUUUCUGGGCAGUGUGAAUGUAAACCUGGAGUUACUGGAAGAACUUGUUCCAUGUGCCAAGAGAGACAUGCAUUUAUAAAUCGAGUAUGCACAUCUUGUGAUCAAGGAUGUUAUCUUCCAUUAAUGGAGACAAUGGAUACAAUGGAAGAACAUCUCGGACGACAGAAUUUCUCUGGAUUAAAGCCAAUUCCUUGGAAACGAGUAUGGAGAAUUGGAAAUGAGUCUCAAGAUUUAUCAACAUUUGUUGGAGGAAUUGAUAAAGAUGGAGAAAUUGUUAAGGAUAGUAAGUGGGCAAAAGAUGCAUUUGCACUACUGGACGAGGUUAAUUUCCAAAUGGGAAGAUCCAAUAAAUCAGCUGUUUCAAUCAAACAAUUCACUGGAAUCGCUGAACAAUUGAUCCUAGAUGCUCAAAUCCAUUAUGCCAAUGCAUUCAACACUACAAACUUCCUCAAGAUGUUCGCAGAGCAUGGAGCAACUACUGUAGGUGGAGCAGCACUUGAUGGAAUGCUUAUGGAGGCAGAAGCUCAUUUAAAUGCGACAGUUGAACGGGGAGAAUAUGUUGAGAAGCGCCUGAAUCGGGCACAGCAGGAGCACAAAAAGGCGGAGGAGCUUUUGAAAAUGGUCACUGCUCAGAAGUUGAAUGAAACUAUUUUCGAGGAUUUGAAGAAUCGGAUUGACGUUUUGGAACAAUGGAUGAAUGAUUAUAGAGAGACAAUUUAUGAUGUUUCAAAGAAAGAUACAGCUGAUGCAGAGAGAAUGAGUCUUGUUGUUGGAAAAAGAAUUAAUAGAUAUAAGGAAGUAUCGAAUGAAAUUGAAAAAUUACGAGUUGAAGCAGAAGAUCAGAUUGCUUAUUCAAGGAAUUCGAUUGAAAAAGCAAGAUCUGAAGAGUUGAUGAAUAUGUUUGAGGAUAAGGAAAAGAUCAAUAUGACACUAGCUGAACUGCCAGAUUUAGUGGAGCAGUGUCAGAAUAUUACACUUUUGUAUUCCCAACUUAUUGAUGAGUACGACGAGGAAUAUGUACAGACUGCAGGCCGUCAUGCGGAAAAACUCGAAGUUCAGGCUCAAAAGAUUGUUGAUCGAUUUGUGGACACUCGAACUGAGACUGAGAAUCCACUGAAAGCAUCGCAUGCUUAUGAGAAUAUUGUUGAGGCUUUGAAGAAUGCGACGGAAGCUGUUGAUUCAGCUGCGGAAGCAUCGGAAGCCGUGUCCAAGAUGUUAGGGUCGGAAGGAUCAGAAUCUGGAGAUGCGAAUGAAGAAAGUUUGAGAAGCCAGUUGGAGAAAUUGAAAAAUGAAAGUUCAUUAAGCAAUGUGGACAAUUCGAAUGCUGUGAAGAUAGUUGAGGAGUUGAAAAAAGAAAAGAAAGAUUUGACGGAUCGACUGGGACACUUGAAUGAGUUGAAGACGAGUAUUGUAAAAAGAUUGGGAGUUAUCAAGAAUGAAGCAUCAUCUUGGGAUGAUAAGCAUGAUAGAAUGCAUUCCAUUUUGAAGAAUGGAGCAAAAACAGCUCAUGAAAGAUCUGCAAAUGUUAAGAAAGAAUCUGAAGGCAUCAAAACAGAAGUGUCAGCAAUCAAAGCAGAGGUUGAGAAGCUGAUGAACAGUACUUCGAGUGGAGUUCAAGAGGAUAUGGAGAAGAUUCGAGCAUCAAGAACUGGAAUGGAGUAUGGAGCACAGAAACUGACAAAGGUCAAUAAAUUGAGUACAGCUAAUCAAGGAAGAACUGAUAAGAUGGCUAGAAAUAUUGCAAUUCUCAAGGCAAAGAUUGAGCAAGCAAGAGAAAAGGCUUAUCAGAUUAGACUUUCCUUGAACUCAGGAGAGCGUGGUCUUUGCAAGAGAUCUUAUAUUUCUCCAGCAUCUCCAUCCCCAGUCAACACUUUCCAUGUAUCAUACCGCCCAUUGCAACAAGUAUCAGAUGCAGUUAUAUUGGUUAGUAAGACAAAAGGUAGAAGAACUCAACCAUCAGAACAUCUAGCUGUCGAGAUUAGAGAUAAAAGAGUUGUUGUACAUUGGGAUAUUGGAUCUGGAAAGAAGAUGAUAACAAAUAGUCAUCCGAUUAAUUAUGUACCAUCAAAUGAUAGAGUUACCUGGUAUCAUAUUGAUGUGCUCAGAAUUGGAAACGCCGUUAACUUGACAGUGGCUCUCAAGGAAAGCUAUGAUGGAGGAUUCAAACCUCGAGGUGCUCCAGUUUCAGUUUUCGUUGGAAACUCGAAGGAUGAUAACUCAAUCUUUAACACAAUUCCUGGAGAAACUACAAUUGAUGUUGGAACAGAUGAAACAGUUGCAUCAGAUAUUGGAUUAACGACUCAUAAAUUCAGUGGAAUAGUUGGAGGAUUGAGAAUUGAUGAAGUUCCAUUGCCACUGUGGUCAUUUGAAUCAACAACGGGAGAGUGUGAAGGCGCAACAUCUCCACCGAAGACUUCACAGAGAGGCCACCUCUUCAGAGAUGGAUUUGCAAAUGUUUCAAUGUCAGUAUCAGAAAGAACAAUGUCUGCUAUCACUGUUAUCUUCAAUGCAUUCUCUCCAAAUGGAUUACUGUACUUCCGUGGAAGUGAGGCAAGUGGAGACUUUGUUGCGAUCUAUUUGAACGAUGGAAAGGUUAUGUUCAAAAUCAAUCUGGGAGGAGGAUCCGUAGCUGAGUUGACAUCUCAGAAUGUAUAUAAUGAUGGAAAAGAGCACACAGUGAAGGCAAUUCGUACUGGAAGUGAAAUGUAUCUUCAAGUCGAUUCAGAUGCUGAUCGUUUUAAUACAGUAAUCACUGGAGAGAAUACUGCAUUGAAUAUUGAAAAUGAGAACCAUUAUGUUGCCGGAGUCCCUAUGACAUUGAAUAAAGAAGUGUUUGGUGAUAUCAAUUGGAAUGGAUUUAUUGGAUGUAUUCUUACAGUGAAACCAUCCCAAGUUGGAGAACUUGACCUUGAUCAUCCAGAACACUCUCAAGGAAAGACUGAUGGAUGUUCCCAAGUCUCUGGAGUAACAGACAAAAUUAUUGGAUUCCCGAAACCAGGAUAUCUGAUAACAAAGGGAAUUUCCAUCGAUAACAGUUCAACAUUUGCCUUCUCAUUCCGAACUCGCGAGGAAAAUGGAACACUUGUGUAUCAAUCAUCGAAACUUCAAAAAGUAUCAAAAAGAGAUUCAGAGGAUGAUGGAAAAGGGUACAUCGCCUUCUAUUUAUUCCGUGGUUAUCUUGUUCUUCACUUUGGAAAAGAUGCUUCAUCGAGAAAGGAAGUUGUGACAUUCCGAUCAUCUCAUCCAUAUAAUGAUGGACAGGUUCAUGCAGUGUUUAUGGAAAGAAACGGGAAAAUAAUCUCCGUGAAAGUAGACGACAAGGAAAUUGGAGACAGUCAAUCACUAUCUGAUGAAACAUCAGUUGGCACUACAUCUGGACGUCUGAUCCUUGGAGGAUUCAGUGAUGAUUUGAAACCACCAAACAAUGAAAUUCCAAUCACUUCAUUCUUUAUCGGAUGUAUUUCUGAUGUAUUCCUGAACAUGAAACGUGUCUCAUUGGCUCCUGAAAAGCAUAAUGCUCAAAUUGGAAUGUGCUCAAUGGAUGAUACGCAAGGAUUGUCACCAAUUGAUGAUCCCAUCGAUGGAAAUGGACAUAAUGGACAUCGAAAGUCUUCGAAAUUGAGUUUUGAAGCGACGAAUAGAAAUUAUUAUGAAGUGUCAACCCAAUCCUCCCAUCUUGUAAUGAAUCCGAACGGUGAAGAAACUGUAGAAAAAACAUGCGAAACAUCUCUAGGAUCUCUCCAAGGAGCUGUUAGAUACGGUCUAUCAAAGUCAUCACAUAGUAGAAUCAAUUUUGAAGCUCCAUAUCCAAAUAUCACAGAUUUCACCGUCAAACUAUCCCUCCAAACCGAAACUUCAAAUGGAAUGAUUUGGGCUUGGGCCAACUACAAAAACUACACUCGCUACAUUUUCCUUGAUAUAAUUGAUGGAUUCGCAACACUUGAAGUAAAAGGACAUAAACAACCAAAAAUUCUGAAACAUUUGGGAAAUCGUAUAAAUGAUGGACAAUGGCAUGACAUUACUGUUGAAAAGAAGAAUCGAUCUUUGAAAUUAAUAAUUGAUUCACUUGGACCAGUUGAAAUGACAGAUUGUCCAACACCAAAAGUAAUGAAAAAGAGAGUAUAUGUGGGUGGAGUCAUCUCAAGACACAGAAGACAAUUUGGAUUGACAACUCCUGGAUUAGAUGGAUGUAUUAGAGAUUUUGAGAUGAACAAUAGAAUAUUCAAUAACCUGGAUGAACCAUCAACUUCCAAGAAUGUAAUGCCAUGCGCCAAAGCAUGCAAACUUAAGAGAUCAUCAAAAAGAAAGCGUAAUUCGAAAAAUUAAAUUUCUAUAUUUGUAACAUUUUCUUCCUGAAUUUGAAUAUGAUUCUCAAAAAAGCCCCUUGUUGAUUGCCAAUUUUAAUUUAAUUUUUUUCUUCGAAUAAACUAUUUUAAAUUUAAAAAAAA
This is a messenger RNA of Caenorhabditis elegans, 9458 nucleotides long. RefSeq names its product Laminin subunit alpha lam-3 (gene lam-3). Gene Ontology annotation, cellular component: basement membrane; extracellular region. NCBI's taxonomy places the organism in Eukaryota, Metazoa, Nematoda, Chromadorea, Rhabditida, Rhabditidae. The record is from RefSeq and is marked reviewed. The coding region runs from base 28 to 9336 and encodes 3102 amino acids. The transcript has 13 exons.